AUGGAGUCCCUUGAAGCUAUUUCCACAAAGAGGUUCAAACAAGAGAUCGCAUUAAGGGAGGAGAUGAGAAAGAAUUUUGCGGCCCUCAUCAAGAGGUUUGAUCAAUUUCUCGCACGCCGACAAGGAGAUGGCAAACUCCAUAGGGAGAUUGGCAGAUCCAUCUCAAUGGAGAAUAAGCUUGUAGAACGACAAGUAGCCACUAGCAAGUUCAAGUUCGUCAAGGACAAAUUGAAGUGCGAUCAGGCUAGUAGCAGACCUUCACCUGGCCCUCCCAAGAUGUCAGUUGAGCAACCUACACAUCAGCGACAGCCGCCGUGCCACUGGCGAGCAUGCCACACCCAUCGACCCCCACCAUGGCUGUUGUCCAAGUUGAGGCGCUGCAUGAAGCAAGCUUGCUGCAGGUCAUCGCCUCGAAUAGCAUCGCCGCUAUACAAGACGUCAAAGAGGAUGAAGCCAUUAGCAAAAGCGCUACUUGCGAGCUCAUUGACCCAAAAAAAAAAAAGGGCACAGGUAACAUUUGGUACCAGAGCCAGCCGAUCCUACGACAAUGGACACUCGAAUGGUCCGCAUCGAAGCCUUGCUUCGGCAAGAUGCGCAAGGGACCGCAAGCUUCAGGCAGGAGAUGCAGGAGAGUUUUGCGGCUCUCAUCGCAAGAUUCGAUCGAUUCUCGACCAAUGA
Messenger RNA from Linum trigynum, 678 nucleotides. The record is from the annotation of a GenBank genome assembly. NCBI's taxonomy places the organism in Eukaryota, Viridiplantae, Streptophyta, Magnoliopsida, Malpighiales, Linaceae.